Molecule: messenger RNA, 4910 nt
Organism: Strongylocentrotus purpuratus (purple sea urchin)
Lineage: Eukaryota; Metazoa; Echinodermata; Echinoidea; Camarodonta; Strongylocentrotidae
Gene: gatm
Product: glycine amidinotransferase, mitochondrial
Exons: 8
Coding region: 196-1518 (440 amino acids)
Cellular component (GO): mitochondrion
Molecular function (GO): amidinotransferase activity
Source: RefSeq, a predicted model, not a curated record
CACGCGCACUGUACUGCUCAAGACUGCACUGCUGCUGUAUUCUAUUCACAUUGUACAUAGACCUACUGCACAUUGCUCUAGCUGGCUGUAAAUUUAUAUCUUACUUGCCAACCGGUAAGCCAUCAAAUCGCAUCUUGGAAAAUAGGUUUGACGUAGGGUUUGGCAGAGUAACCUUCAUACCAGUACUACUUGAUCAUGCUUGGUGUCAGAUCUCUCCGUGGCGGCUGCCGAGGACGUGAGGCGGUUCGCAUCUUUUCGCGGAUGUUUCAACGGCUCGCACCAAGUGGUGGCCGUCAGCUGACUGUGUCCUCGCACAUGUCAUCCUCUGCUCAUCCUGCUCCAGGUGUAGCUGAAGCAGAUGUAGCGGAACAGUCGAUCGAAUCGUCUUCCAACUACGCCCACGAGACAAGAGCCGUUAAUUCCAUGGCGAGACGGCAAUGCCCCGUAUGGUCGCAUAACGAAUGGGACCCUUUGGAAGAGGUGAUCGUCGGCCGUGUCGAAGGCGCUAUGGUACCUCCUUUCUCAACCGAGGUCAAGGCCAAUACGUACCAGUAUCAUUGGGACUUCUUCGAGAAAAAUGGAGGGAAAGCCUUCCCUGCUAAACAUCUCGAGUUGGCCCAUGAAGAAGUUGAAGAAUUCGUCCGGAUUUUAGAGGCCGAGGGCAUCACAGUUCGCCGUCCCGAAAUCUGUGAUUUUUCGAAAGAAUAUGUCACCCCCGAUUUCCGUUCUAGUGGUCUUUACUCAGCGAUGCCACGCGAUGUCCUCCUCGUCCUGGGAGACGAGAUCAUUGAAUGUCCGAUGGCCUGGCGAUCUCGCUUCUUUGAGUUUCGUGCUUUCAGACCCCUGGUCAGAGAGUAUUUUAAACAAGGUGCCCGAUGGACAACCCCGCCUAAGCCACUCAUGAAUGAUGAGCUCUACGAACAGAAUUAUCCCAUGGAUACUGUGGAAGACCGCCAUCAUUUGGCAGCAGAAGGCAAAUUCAUCACCACAGAGUAUGAGCCUUGUUUUGAUGCAGCUGAUUUCAUUAGGGCGGGAAAAGAUAUAUUCGUCCAGAGAAGCCAGGUAACCAACAAAUUUGGCAUCGAGUGGAUGCGACGUCAUCUAGGAGAUCGUUAUCGCCUUCAUGUUCUGUCUUUCGAUGAUCCGAAUCCAAUGCAUAUUGAUGCUACCUUCAACAUCAUAGGGCCUGGUCUAGUUCUAUCUAACCCAGAUAGACCGUGUCAUCAGAUAGAACACUUUAAGAAAGCUGGUUGGACUAUCAUCAAACCACCAGCUCCAGCCAUGCCGGACAGCCAUCCAUUGUGGAUGUCAUCCAAGUGGUUGUCCAUGAACGUCCUCAUGUUGGAUCCCAAGCGCGUGGUCGUUGACAGCAACGAAGUUCCCACCAUCAAGAUGUUCGAGAAGCUCGGCAUCGAAUGCGUCAAGGUAUCCCUUCGCUUCGCCAACUCACUGGGUGGGGGCUUCCACUGCUGGACCAGUGAUAUUCGACGCAGAGGCAUACUUGAAACCUACUUCUAACAGUAUUACUAAUCGGUAUCAGACACGAUUACUUGUUACGUGUUUGAUACAGCUAUGUACAGGUCUAUCUGGGUUUCAGAAGUCUGUCACUUCAUUGCAUCGGUUAUGUUCACUCUCGGUUUGGGUUUGUAACCACCACAGCUGCAAUUUUGUGUAAAGGAGGUUUGUGUGUGUGACAUUCCGUUUUUUACCUAUUUUACACAACACAAUGUAUAUUUUGUUUCAUAUUGAAUAUGCCAAGUGACUGGUUAUCGACCUUUAAAAAGUUGUUUUUCAUUUGUUUAUCAUGCCUUAUCAAUGUAGUUUUCACGAAAUACAUCAAUCAAAAUUGAUGAACACUUAUAUGUCCAGGGUUACAGGAUUCCAAGAAUGAUGGAAAAGGUCAGUGAUCUGAGAUAAUAAAAUGAGAUAUCGUUUCGGAGUUUGUAAUGGUCGACAGUAAUCAACCGUCUUCCAGAUGUAUCAUUCAGGGGUAGAUGAAUUUUAAUUUUUCUUGAAGGGCAAUCCAACCCUUGUAAUAAUGUAUGAAAGCAGAAAAAUAACAGAAACAGAAGGGCGAAAGUUUGAAAUGAAUCGGACCAAUAGAAAGGAAGUUAUGAAUGUUUGAAAUAUGACAUCCCUACGUCUAUGCGAAUUUCAAAUUAGUAUUUUGGUCAGUGGGUUGUGACGUAGGACGUGCAUAAUUCACCCAUUUGCCUUGUAUAAAGAUGUCAUUAAUUUCUGUUUUUCUCGUAGGUUCCUUCUCCCUUGGGACACUCCUCAAAAUAUGUGAUAGAUACAUGUAUCAUAUUAUUAUGGGUCCUCUAAAAUGAAAAGACCCUCCUGAGCAAUAAAUUUUAGAAUUUGUUUAGUCAUUUCAUAUGUUGGAACAGAUGGAAAAGUAGUCCGCACUACAUCACAUUGACGCAACCGCUUUAGCCAAGUGCCCAUACGUAUAAUGAUUACAACUUUCCAAAAAUCAUAACUCUCUUAUAUUCAAUCAGAUUUAAUUGAAACUUUCACCUUUGCUUCUCUGACUUAUGUGCUUUCUUUUAGAGUAAUUGUCAAUUUGGGUUGGAUUUCUCUUAUAUAACGUUCUUUAUUCAAAUACUUGUCCAUGUUAUUUUGACGUUCACAAAGUCUGUAUCACCAUGCUAAUGUUAAUUGCAAACUCGAAUUUUAGUCCACGAAAAACGUAAAUAACGCAAGUAUUCUUGUUAAUUUCAUCGAAAGAAAAAAAGGGGUUUCUUGACAUAAGCAAGAUCGACAAUAUCGAAUAUUUUUUCCCAACAAAAUAUUCAGAUAGGCUGUGAAACUUGAAAUGGGAUUGUAAUUUAUAAGUCCAAAUAAAAGUAUUGGUUAUAUAUCGCUUAGAACAAAGACCCUCUGAAUAUCCCUUGGACAACGACACUAAUGUUUCCGGUUAAGAACAUCUAAAAGUCACAGCAUAUCUUACAGCCCGACCAUAACUCAGGGAAGGGGGGGGGGGGUUCACAAAGAUCCUAAGUCUAACUUAACUCUUGGACUUAAACAUUAUGGAGAGCUAUUUAUAGUCUUAAAAUAAAAUAUAUUCAAAAGCAAAAAUGUGAGUAUUUUAGACUUUUCAUAAAUGCAACAUCAAGAACAUGAAAUCUCACUUAUUUGAAUCAACUUUUUGUAGUACCCUUUAAAAUAACUUUUACAAAUUUGUUUCAAAGAUGCUAACGGCUCUCCAUAAUUCUUAAGUCAAACUUACAGAUAAUUUCAACUUAGGAUCUUUGUGAAACACCCCCACUGGACUUCGGAAGAACUAUGGUCUGAUAGCUUCAGAGUACACUAACAUAACCAGUUGGAAACCGGGUCCACUCGAUGACGAAUAGGGGUAGUCUUGCGACAUUCGUGCGACAUGUCUGACACAUCGCCCUGAUUCGGAGCCUAGUGGAAGGCUAAGAAUCCAAUACCCACAAAAAGGACUUUGCCUUGAAUGUCCGAAACCUCCUUCAGGGAUGACUAAACAUUUCUUUACUGUGGUAGCGAAUACUAAAAUGCAAUCUUUUCAAAAUUGGGUUGUGGUUAGGUUGCCAGACCAACGUUGAUCCUUGAAAAUUAUUAAUACUUUUUUACUAGGGCAAAAUUGACCCCUCAGCUGAAAGGGUAAAUUAAAACCAUUUAAUACGUGUAAAAUAAUAUCAACUAAGUAUAUUUGAAGCACAGAUACAUGUAUUUAGCAUUUUAAAAACAAUAAGGGAUGCAACAUGUUUUAAUUACAGAUAAAUGACUCCAUAGUGACAAAGGAGUAAUGGGUGCAUCAUGCGGAAUCAACAAUUCUGUUUUUUGUUUCUUUAAUGCUCAUACAGCAUUUUGCUCCUAUUUAAAUUAAUGAAUAAGCUUACCAUUACCAUUAACGAUAUAAAUGAAUCGAUAAUGAAUGAUUACUUUUUUUCCCCUCAGGUUAUUCUGUGAAAAAAAACGCUUGAUUAACUUCAGGGUUCAGUGAAACAAAGACGUAACUCCAUAUUUUGCCAAAAUGAGUAUUUGAUAUCAAAAUGUUCAGAAAAAUGUGGGCUUUCCAGGAAACACAAAAACUCAAUGGCUAGUGAAACAUAGACUUCAAUCCUUAAGUGCUCAGUGACAACGUCUUUGUGUCACUGACCCCUCGUAUUGUCCAUUUGUUAAAGCCUCUCAAACACGGAAAUCAAAUACUUUAAUUCUAUUGUUUGAAUGGUCCAUCAUACUUGAAUGUAUAAGAUCAGCCACUUCAUGUCACGUCUCGUUGUGUAUCAUCAAAUACCGUCUAAUUCGACCUAUUUCUUUAAAUCUAAGACAUUGUGGAAUCAAUCAGAAACAUUUGAAUACUUGGAAGUUGAAGACUUGCUGAUUUAAACUUUGUAAAACCAAAUCGGUCAUAUAUCUUGUAUACAUAUGUUCUGUAUAUAUUAUGCUUUGUACUCAAGAUGUUGCAAAGUUAUUUCAUGCGUUCACUUGAGAUUCCUAUAGACCUGGUAAAUCGUUGCUGCAUGAAAAAAAUAUAUCUGUUCCUUCAUGAGUAUUGGAGAAAAUGAUAUUUCGAGGGAUUUUAAUGUAUUAUAACUCUUGAAUUUAGAUUAAGAAUUUUGAAAAGAUGUUCAAAUCAUUGCACAGAUAUAGAAAAUGGUUUACCAUGAUAUGAAGGAAGGAUUGUAAGUAUAAUACAGUACCCUAAAUGACCCCACUCGAGAAGAGAUUUUCGUUUAGGCGAAGGUUCCAUCAUAUUCAAUUUGUAGGCCAAUGUGUGCCUUUAUUCAACUGAAAUGGGGUGUUUUUUUUCCCUAAGUGAGGGUUAUAUAUAUUCAAUGAACAAGUCCGUGGGAAUAUUUUUUAUUAGAAACUUGAUGUAUUUGUUCGAAUUUACUUAUGUACUUUGAAAUAAAAAAGGAUGCAGAUGAAUUAUCGAA